AAAGAAUACAGUAAUUGCGAAACUCUUUAUUCGUUUAAUAAUAAAAACUAGACGCAAAUACACUACUAUGCAAUUAUUAUUAUGUAUUUUUUAAACAAACAAGUCUUUAAUCGCGUUGUUUAAUAAUUAUUGCUGUUUUCGCUAUUACCGUAUUUCGUACGAGUUGGGUGCAUCAAAAUUUUAAACUUCUAACCUCAGAAUUGUGGUUCGUUUUAAGUGGAAAUAACACAGAUGUGGGUGAAGCAAAAUGAGUGGCAUUGUUGCCGUUCAUUGUGGUGCCGGUACACACAACAGUUCCCAUUUUGUAAAAUACAACAAAUUAUCAAAAAAAGCUUGCAGAAAAGGCAUUGAAGUGUUGCGAAGUGGAGGAACAGCAUUGGAGGCUGUGAAAGUGAUAAUUGCAGUGUUAGAAGACGACCCUUUAACAAACUGUGGUUUCGGCUCUAACCUCACUAAUGAAGGAACAGUUGAGACUGAUGCGUCAAUUAUGGACGGGAGAACCCUGAUUUAUGGGGGCUGUGGAGCGUUGAAAAAUGUCAAAAACCCUAUAGAGUUAGCAUACGACAUCUGUGUCAAGCAACUCGAGCCUUUGCCGUUUGGGUUAAUUCCACCGUCGUUUCUUGUUGGCAAGGGGGCUGUCCAACAUGCCAAGAGUGCCGGUUUAAGAAUAGUCAAUCAGAAGUCGUUAGUUAGUGCAAAGGCUUUGAAACAGUAUCAGAAGUUUCAGAAAUUGGUGGACACAAGGAACAGUGAGCUAUUGGAUACUGUGGGGGCUGUGUGUGUUGACAAUAAUGGACAUGUAGCGGCCGGUUGCAGUUCAGGGGGUAUACUUUUAAAGCGCCCUGGUCGAGUUGGCCAAGCUGCUGUUUAUGCAAGUGGAGUUUGGGCCGAUAGUUUUAGUCGAGACACAGAAAAUUCGGUGGCUGUUUGUACUUCAGGAUGUGGAGAACAUCUCAUGCGAACUCAGUUGGCUAAGGAAAUUGCUGAGGAGGUCAAAAGUAGUGCGUGUCCUACUGUAGGACUCAGUCAGGCCAUAACUGAUAAGUUUUUGAAUUCAAGAUUUUUGAGAAAUGUUUCUGCAAAACUCUGUGGGGCUUUAGUGUUGCAUAUAGACAAUAAAACCGGUGAUUCUGCCGUUCUUUGGGCACACACCACCGAAUCAAUGAGUAUUGGGUUUAUGAAGUGCGGUGAUGAGAAUCCAAAGGCCUUAAUAUCUGAAUUACCUGCGGGUGUCUCAGUGGGGACCAAAGUAAAUGUCAGCGGUAUAUACAACUACUGUGAUAGUAAGGAAAAAGUCUGAAUAAGAGACUGAAUACUUUUUAUUUUUUUACUUAACACUUAACUAUUUUUUAUUUGCUGUGUCUAAAAUACUUUUAAAGUCAGUACUGAAGCUUUCACUCGAGUUUGUCUUUGGCAUGGCGGCAUUUUCAACACCUCGUGACGUUCCAGGGGCUCUAAAAAUUUCAUCUCCACUCUCGUCGUCGUCAUCUUCAGAAGGCACUGAAAAAUUAAAUGAUUUGUUGACACUCUUUUUAAAGUAUAAUUACCUAAAUAGGCGGGAUGCCUAAA
This is a messenger RNA of Tribolium madens (black flour beetle), 1569 nucleotides long. Its product is annotated as threonine aspartase 1. Gene Ontology annotation, biological process: protein maturation. NCBI's taxonomy places the organism in Eukaryota, Metazoa, Arthropoda, Insecta, Coleoptera, Tenebrionidae. The transcript has 5 exons. Gene Ontology annotation, molecular function: threonine-type endopeptidase activity. The coding region runs from base 248 to 1300 and encodes 350 amino acids. The record is from RefSeq and is a predicted model, not a curated record.